Thamnophis sirtalis is the source of this 1491-nucleotide messenger RNA. NCBI's taxonomy places the organism in Eukaryota, Metazoa, Chordata, Lepidosauria, Squamata, Natricidae. The record is from RefSeq and is a predicted model, not a curated record.
GUCUCCCUUCCAAACCCCAUUUUGAGCUGUGGUUUUGGUUUCCAUGGUGACACUUCCUGUGGUAGAGAAAAGAGGUAGUGAAUGCUGCACUGUGAGCGUGGCAAGCAGCUCCACUCCUUCUUUCUCUCCUAGCCGGGGAUGCUUUGAAGGCCGGCUGCAGCCUCAGGGAGGGGCUGCUCCCAGCCUGAUGGUCCUGGGUUUUAAAGUCUACCUGUGACAACUGCAGGAGAGGCAUGCUGGGAAAACCCAAACAUCUGGGUGUCCAAAAUGGCCGAAUGGGCCCGGCGGUAUCCGAUGGAGAGUUAAACAGCUCUGGCAGCCGGGGUAGUAAUAACAGUGUGAACAGUUUGCCGUGCACUCAGAGUGUCCCUCCCUCCCUGGAGCAAUCCGUGGCCCGCUGGGCUGAGUCCUUUGAGACACUGCUACAGGACAAGCUCGGUGUGGCAUACUUCACUGAGUUCCUGAAAAAGGAAUUUAGUGCUGAGAAUGUAUAUUUCUGGAAAGCCUGUGAACAAUUUCAGCAGAUACCAGCUAAUAGCACCCAAAAGCUGGCUCAGGAAGCUAGGAAGAUCUAUGAUGAGUUUCUGUCGAGUCAUUCAGUAAACCCAGUGAACAUUGACAGACAGGCGUGGAUUGGUGAGGAGAUGUUGUCCUCUCCCACUCCUGACAUGUUUCAUGUCCAGCAACUUCAGAUAUUCAACUUGAUGAAAUUUGACAGCUAUGCACGUUUUGUCAAGUCUGCAUUGUACCAAGCAUGUGCGAAGGCAGAUAGCCAAGGGCAGCCCUUGCCAGAACUGAGAUCCAGUUCUGGCAGCCCACCUACUGAACAUAGCAAGAAAACAAAACUAAAGGCAGGGAAAUCACUGCCGUUAGGAGUGGAGGCAGCUGGUAACCUGGCCGGGAGAAGUCCUCGGAGAUCCUUUCGGAAAGGAGACCGGAGGGAUCGUCCUUGGGGAGAGGAGAGAAAUGGUGGUGAGGGACCAUCCCCCUGGCGUGACUCCCAAGGCUCUUUGAAUUCCUCAGCUAGUCUGGACCUGGGCUUCCUAUCUUAUGCAACCAGUGGCUUGCAGGCAGAGACCCACAGGAAGAGUCUGACAGGCUCAGAAUCUGACAGUCAGAACCAUCCCAUGAAAUAUUGUUGCAUUUAUCUGCCUGAUGGGACUGCAUCACUGGCUCCAGUACGCUCUGGCCUCUCUAUCCAGGAGAUGCUGGCUGGAGUUUGUCAGCGUCGCGGCCUCAAUUUACCUGAUGUAAAGAUCUACCUAAUGGGAAAUGAAAAGAAGCCGCUGGCGUUGAACCAGGACAGUUUAGUAUUGAUGGACCAGGAGGUAAAGCUGGAGACCAGGAUCAACUUUGAGUGAGUGUGAUUUCUGAAAAGUGAAGACUCCUUCUGUUCUGGCUUUGCUUUGCUUCAUCUUUCUUAAUUACAGGCUGAGAUUCCUGCCCCAGAAGAGUGACCUAUUUGUUUUUACAACACAGAUGAAAACAAUU